AUGACCACCCCUCCCAUGGUGGCGUUCGCUGGGCAGCAGGCUCAGGCUGCCCGUGAUGUCAACACGGCGUCGCUCUGUCGCAUCGGCCAAGAGACGGUGCAGGAUAUUGUCUUACGCACCAUGGAGAUCUUCCAGCUGUUGAGGAACAUGCAGCUGCCAAAUGGAGUGACGUACCACCCCAGCACCCACCAGGACAGGCUGGGCAAACUGCAGGAGCACCUGCGUAUGCUCUCUGUACUCUUCCGCAAGCUGCGCCUCGUCUAUGACAAAUGCAAUGAAAACUGCACUGGUCUGGACCCCGUAACCCCAGAGCAACUCAUCCCGUAUGUGGAGGAGGACGGCAGCUCCAGACACAAUGAACGCUCGGCCAGCCAGGCCCGCCCGGAUACAGAAGAGAGGGGGGAGAUCCUGGAGGUUAACAAGAAGCUCAAACAGAAGAACCAACAGCUGAAGCAGAUAAUGGACCAGCUCCGAAACCUCAUCUGGGAGAUAAACUCCAUGCUGGCUGUUAGGAAUUGAAUGCCAAACACGGCGACACAGAGGGCGUGCACACACACAGACACACACACACACACCACCGACUGGAAGAUAUGGCUAUUAACUGGAUAAGUGACAGGGUCCCUCUAAGGUGGCACUUAAGAAAUACAGGCUUUCACAAUAUACUUCUCUUUCCCAUAAGACGAGUUGGGAGAGAAGAAGAGGGGGAAGAAAGCAAAGAAGAAUGAAGAUAAGUCGUGCAAUGGGGAAAUGCUGAUAUACACUAACCAGCCAAUUUAUUAGGCACACCCAUUUAGUACUGGGAUCAGACUGGUCAUCUGCUGCAAUAGCCCCAUCCAUGACAAGGACCAACGAGAUGUGUGUCCUGAGAUGCCGUUCUGCGCCAUUAUUUGUUUGUAGCCCACUUGUUAACUUGCAUGAGUCUUGCCAUUCUCCUUCGACCUCUCUCAUCAACGAGCUGUUUUUGCCCACAGGACUGCCGCUGACUGGAUGUUUUUUUAUUUGUCGCACCGUUCUCGGUAAACCCUAGACACGGUCAUUUGUGAAAAUCCCAGGAGAGCGGUCGUUUCUAAGAUACUGGAUCCGGCGUGCUUGGCACCGACGAUCAUACCAUGAUCAAAGUUGAUUAGGUCACUCCUUUUGCCCAUUCUAACAUUCAAUCUCACAGUAAUCGAAUGCCUCGAUGCCCCUCUGCCUGCUUUAUACAGCAAGCCACGUGACUCACUCUCUUUAGGAGCGAUCCAUGUGUGUGAACGGGAUGUUGUACCUAAUACACUGGCCGGUGAGUGUAGUUAUUGCCUACAAUAUGGUUGAGGACUUUCAGAGUUGUGGUUUGAAAGACUAUAGUCAUGGCUUUCAGUAGAAUUCAAAUCAACUGUUGAUUUAUUGUAGGCACUAGGUAUAAAUGCAGGACAAUAUGUAGUCAAUCGUACAACAUUUUAUAUAUUUAUUCUCUAUCCCAAAAUAUGACAAAUACUCAGAUUACCCAUUUAAAGGGGUUUUGAUGCUCUAUUUCCCUCAAGAUGUUUUUACACAUUCCUUAACCAUUUUAGCUAAAAGGACAUACAGGGCAACAUUUGUGAAGGAGAGCACAGACAUGUAAAAAAAUACUAGGGCACAUUGUUGAAAAUAAGUUUCAAAUUAAAUCACUGCCAGAUUGAGGUUUGCAUUUUUACUGGACUUUUUAUGAUCAUCACAAUGUCUCGUUAACUUUUGUAAUUCUAUGGCGCUAUAAAUCCUGCUGUGAUUUAG
This is a messenger RNA of Oncorhynchus masou masou (cherry salmon), 1749 nucleotides long. Its product is annotated as mediator of RNA polymerase II transcription subunit 30-like. The record is from RefSeq and is a predicted model, not a curated record. Gene Ontology annotation, cellular component: mediator complex. The transcript has 4 exons. Gene Ontology annotation, molecular function: transcription coregulator activity. Gene Ontology annotation, biological process: positive regulation of DNA-templated transcription. The coding region runs from base 1 to 519 and encodes 172 amino acids. NCBI's taxonomy places the organism in Eukaryota, Metazoa, Chordata, Actinopteri, Salmoniformes, Salmonidae.